AUGUUUGUGCCGGUGGACAACGGACCGCCGACGCAGCUAGGCACUUCCGGGCACUCACUGCCCACGGCCUGUCCGACACCUCUCCUAGCAAGCACACCGUCGGCGGCGGCAACGGCGGCGCCUGGGCCACCCGGGCAUUCAGGAGCAACAGCGGCAACGGUCGGACAAGCAGCAGUGCCAGGCAACGCGGGGCCGCUGCAGGCCGCCAGCGAGCCUUCAGUAGCGCGCAUCUUACAUCCUGCCGGGGGUCCCAAGCUGAAGAUCUCGCUGCCGCAGCAACAGCAGCAGCAGCAACAGGGGGUUGCGGGAGCAGGCGCGGGCCCGGGGUCAGCGCAGGGAGCCGGUCCGCCGCACUCCUCUCAGCCGGGAUGUGGAGGAGGUAGUGAGGCCCCUGGCGGAGGGGGACAGCAAGCAGUAGCAGCAGCAGCAGGUGGUGAUGGUGGUGGUGGUGAUGGCGCGGAGGGGAGCGCUGCAGCGGUGGCUGCAGCGACUGUCAAUGGUGGAAGCGAUUGCGGCGCAGGGGCAGCGGCAGGGGCAGGGCCGCCAGGAGGGCCACCUGGCGCCCUUUCUGAUACCCCCACGCGCAAACGGGCCGCGGUGGGACCAGCAGGAGGCGGAGGAGGGGCCGCUGGGGGGGGGGACGCGGCUUCCCACGUCGCGACGGGCAGCGCGCAUGGCCCCUCACCAUCUAAGAGAGCUCGUGGCAUGUCCGGAGGCGCCUUUGGGGUUGUGAAGAAGGAGGAAACGACCCAAUCGUCCACUACGGGUCCAGUGGCGGCAGUGGGUCACUCCUCCUGCUCGUCAGUGCCCAACGCAGCGGCGGCGCCCCUGCCGGCGCCCACACCCACGGGUGGCGCCGGCGGUGGCGCCGGCGGCGGCGGCGGUGGCGGCGUCACACACAUGCCUGGCGGCCGCUGUGACGUGUGUCGGCGGCUGAAGAAGGGACGCUGUGGAACAAGCACCUCCUCACUUAAGUGCGAAUACCGCCGCCUUAACAACCUGCCGUACGCCGAUCCCAUCACGGGCGAGCGGGUCAUUCCGCCCGGCUACUUGGCUUCUUCGGAAGAGGACGAUGAAGCGGCGGCAGCGGCGCACCCGCACCCGGGGCCGGGUGGCGGCGGCGGCGGGGCCGGGGCCCACCGCGGGGGUCAUUCCGCCGGCGGCGCUGCAGCGGGCGUCCCAGGCGGCGGGCACUUCACCCGCGGCGGGGCUGCUGCACACGCGGCCGCCGCGGCGGCGGCGGCGGCGGCGUCUUCGUCACCAUCCUUGGGAGACGGUGACGGCGGGACGGUACUGGGCUCCAUGCUUGGCGGCGGCGGCGCCGUGAAGCCUGUACGGACAAACAGCGGCAGGCCGGGGACCAAGCCGGGGGCGCGAGCGGCGGCGGCACGGGAGGCGGCAGCCGCCGCCAACGGCGGCGCGCCAUUGCAUCGGGCAGGCUCGCAUGGCGGUAGCCGUACACCUAGAGCUGGCAGCGGCGCGGGCGCGGGCGCUGCCGGAGUUGGCCGUGCCAGCGGCAGCGGCGGCGGCACAGCCAAGGCCCGGCAGCGAGCCGCCGCUGCCGCCGCCGCUGCUGCAGCCGGUAGCGGCGGCGGCGGUGCGGCUUCUGAUCGCGUGCUUGCACACCAUCAGCAGCCGCUGGUUCUGGAUCCAAUGGAUUCGGGGGCGGAUCUUUUCCUUGACCCGGACGAGGAGCUAGCGCUGGCAGCGGCAGCUAUCUUUGACUCGCCGCCGCGGGACAGCGCAGCCGCCGCCGCCACGGCCGCAGCACGGUUAGCGGAAAUGGAUCGAAAUUGGGUGGUUUCGGAGCAGCAGAACGCGGAGCGCAAGCAGAAGCUAGCGGAGGCGCGGUCAACUAAGGUCAAGGACUCGGAGCGACUCAGCGCUGCGCUCCGAGCCCGGCAGAGCAACGUUGAACACGCCCGGGCUAUGGCCACCCGGGCCAACGAAUUACGGCAGAAGCUGGAGCGCGCUCGUGCGCAGCUGGCUGCAUUAAAGGGCGGUAGCGACGGCAGCGGCGGCGGCGGCGGCGGGGGGGGAGGGUUAGUCAUGGCCAACGGCGACCACCGCUCAUCGCAAGGCGGCGCCGCCGCUGCGCCGGCGACGUCGGCGGUAGGGCUAGGGGCUGUUAACGGUACCGUCGGCGCUGAGGCAGCGGCGGCAGCGGCGGCGGCGGGGAAGGGCCCUUCGUCCUCGGGCAGCCGCUUGACGGCAGCUGCGGCGGCGGCGGCCAGCACCAUGAAGGGCAGUUCGCCGGCAGGUUGCGACGCCAGCGAUUUCCUUGUAUUAGAAGAUGGCGGUACGGGUACGGAGUCAGGGCCAGCAGCGGCUGCAGCGGCGGCGACGACGACGACGAUGCAAAGCGCCGGGAAUAGCAUCGCCGCCAGCAGCGGAUUAGGCAUCAGCGGCGGGCUAGGGCCAGGACCGGGUGGGGUGGAUGGACCAACAACGGCGGUGGGUCAGGGGGUGCAGGGUCACGGCACAGCGACGGGCGCCGGCGGCGGCGGCAGCGGCAGUGCCGUUCAGAAUGGGCCGCUGGGAGCCGUCGCGCCUCGUCAUGCGAGCGCUAGCUACGGCGGUGCUGGCAACAGUAGCGGCGCAGGGGGGUUAACGGGGGCAGAUGCGGGCACACGUCGCGCUUCAUCUCUGCCGCAACCGCUGCCACCACUCCCAUCCCAGCACGCUGUGAAGAUCCUAGACAGGCAAUCCUCCGCGACGAUGCAGCUGAUGCUUUCACAGAGGCCUGAGUCACUGCAGCAGGCGGUCACGGAGGCCAGCUCAGCGACGGUGUCUUCCAGCGGCGUGGGGUUGGCUGGCGGCAGCACCGCUGCUGCUGCUGCUGCUGCUGCCACCACCACGCAUGGUUUUGUACUGGGCCAGCAGCAACAGCAGCAGCAGCACCAUCACCACAACCAUCACCAACAGCAGCAGCAGCAGGGGCUACAGGCGCAGCACCCGGUCCAGUACCUUCCUGCCGCUGCCGACCAGCUGCACUUCAACACCAUCGCGGUGGGGGUGCGUCCCGGCCCUGGCGCACUGGGACUGGAAGCACUCCAAGGGGAGUGUUUCGGCCUGCAGCAGCUGCACGCCGACCUGGCAGUGCUGCUGCACAUCGGCCCCGAGCCAUUCACGCUGCAGGUGCAUAAAGGCGGCGCGAGACCCCUGCGACUGCAGCGCUCUUGCUCCCUUGAUCCCAGCGCCUUCAAGUUGCUGGUCGGUGAACGCGGUCUACGAGGUGUCCAUAGGGCCCUUCCGCGGACGGCCACUGGAGCAGCGGAGCUGCCAUCACAGUUGCCACCAUUCCCCGACAUACUCGAGGUUCCCGUGAUCACGCCGCCAUCUAGGUCGGGUCCUGGAUUGGAGGCCCAGACUGGGACAGAGCGGCCCGGUGGGAGCAGGCCCGGAAGAGUCAGGUUCUGGCGGCAGCAGACAACGCAGGCCAUGUACGACAGCGAGCCGCCAGCACGCGGCGCUUCGAAGAAAAGCCGGCUGCUGCCGGACAGCGGCACAGGCCUUUGUGGGAGCGCACCGGCACAACCCCAUGAAGAGUCUGCUCACGCUGCUGUGGCGCCGGGCUUUACGAAAUCGCCGCCGUCACCGUCCUCGCCGCUGCCGCCGCCGUCACCGUCGUCGCCACUGCUGCUCCGACUUCCCGUCACCCCGCUCGUGAACAGCUUCCGUUCCAUUAAAGGCGACUCCAUAGACGGCUCAGGUUACGGAGCCGUACGACAGUCGCCGCUGGGGCUCCUGCUAGCUAAGGGGCAGUCCCUUGCGGCGGCGGCGGCAGCGGUGCCGCCGCCGCCGCCGCUGCUAUCAUCGGCCCUCGCGUCCUCCGCGGGCCGGUUGUACCGUUGCGCUGCCUUUCCCUUCCUGGAUCAGCUUCUCCUCAUCAGGCUGGCGGCGGCGGCGCAGCCGCUGCCGCUGCCGCCUGCUGAAGCCUCGGCGGCGGCGACGUCGGCUGCGAUGCCCUGCGCAGCGGAGCAGGGCCCUGGUGGCUUGGGCGGCCUGCGCCUUCAACGUUGCACGACACUAGGUCGCUAUCAGUACCAGCACCAGCAGCGCCAGCGCAACGGAUUUCAUUCCGGCGGUGGUUUUGGCAGUUGUGUCAGCGGGCGCGAUGGCAGGUGCAGCGCUGGAAAUUCCGCCAGGAGACCCUACACCAGCGGCGGCGGCGGCGGCCGACAGAGCACCCCCAGCUCCCCGCUUGCGGUGCGAAGUGGCAAUGGGGGGGGCGGCGCCGUCGCCGCCGCUGUCGCCACCGCCAGCACUGCUGAGGUCGCUAACGCUGCGGAUACUGUUGGCGAAGACGGCGGCGGUGGUGACGGGUGUGCAGCUGCGCGCCAAGGCGGUGGCUGUCGGGCUAGCGGUCGCAGUGGCGGCUGUGGCGGCCAUGAUUGUGGGGAUAGUGGCGAUGGCGAUGAAGACGAUGGUGAGAAUGAUGAUGGUAAUGAUGAUGAUGAUGAUGAUGAUGAUGAGCAAGAGGACGAAAAGGGGCAGAAGCAGCAGGAGGAAGACGGAGAUGGAGGAGAAGCUAAAUUGAAAAAGCUUCUGGAAGUUCAGGCGGCUGCCGCGCUUGGUGCCGCUGCUGCGGCCCCUACGGCCGCGGCUGCUGCCGGCGCGAAGGUCCUGGCUGCGGGCAGUGGAGCUGUUGGAGCUUGGAGCCCUUCGUCCGGGGCGCCUGGACGAAUGAAACCCAAUGGGGCCAUCGAAGACGGAUUGGCGGGGUUGUUGCUGGAGCCGCCUUUCCUUGGUGCUGGUGUUACUGGUACUAGUCAUCAUGCUAAUGAUGCUGGCAGUACUAAUGGUGCUGGCUGCGGUACAGGCAGUACAGGCAGUACGGCCGCAGCAACGGCAGCUACUAUUAACACUGCUGCUGCUCGUGAUGAUGCUGUCCGCGUCUCUCUGAGUGACAGGUCGACGGGGCCGCCGGCGGCAACGGGGACGAGCCAGCGCCAGGACAGGAGGGCCCCCGUCUCUGGCCGUAGCACACCAGGCUCCGCGUCCUUGCCACUCAAGGAAACUUCUUCCCCUGCCUUGACGCGCGAGGAAGUGGAAGCUGAGGUGGGAGUGGAGGCCAGCCUGCUGCACGCAGCGGAGUGUAAGGGUGAUAGCUCCUGCAGGGCGGGGCUGCCGCCGGCUUUUUUCCCCGCCUCGCCACCGACCGCGGCAGCGGCAGCGGCGGCUCCUGCGGCAGCGGCCGCCCAAGCGGCGCCCAGCGCCGCCGCCAACGGCCCCCUGAGCGUCGUGACGCAUGCUGCUGCCGCGGCCGGACUCGCGUCGCAGCAUCAGAGGCCGACGCGGCCGGUGCAGUCGUCACCGUCGCCGCCGGCAGGAGUGCCGCCACCGCCUCAGCCGCCGCCGCCGUGGGCUCCCUCGCCGACACGGGGCAGCGGCGGCGUUGGAGCUCCUCCCGCUGAGGUGGCCAUCCAGUUGGCUCUGAGCGGUGAAGGUGACCCAAGGGACCCUCCAGAUCCAGGAGCAGAGGCUACUGCUACUGUUACCGCUACUGUUGUUACCGCUGACGACAACUGCUGCGAUGAUACACACAAAAGCAGUGCCGCCGAGCAGAGGCAAACCCGCGGCAAUGAUGUCGCAGUCGGCGCCGAGGGUGUUGAAGAUGGCAACGACCAUGCCGCAGGCGGCGGAGAUUGCAGCAUUUGCCUUGGCGGCAGUAGCUAUGGCGGCAGAAGCAGUGCCGCUGGCGGCGUUUGCAUGUUCGCCGCUUCUACCACUGAUGGAGGCGAUCAGGCAGUGGAUGAAGGGGCCGUUCGUAGACUUGUACGGCUGCUGCUGCAGCUGGCGGCGACGCCGCCGGGGCCGUACACCGUCGCAGCGGCGGAGCGUGCCGUCGAAGAAGCGGUUCUGUUCCGUCAACGACACCGCAGCCAGGACGCACUGAUACGUGCAUUGGCGGUAGCGCAGGCCCAUGCGCAGGCGUUACAGCAGCAGGAGCUAAUCCUGUUGGGGGCUGCGAAGGAGGGGGAGGAGGAGGGGGAGGAGGAGGGGGAGCCGCAGGCUGGCACUGGCUUUCAAACCGACUUCUUGGGAGGGGGACGCUUUGGGACGGUUUUUGGCCUGGCGGCGGUUGGGCUGGGCGAAGGGCGGCUUGAUGAGGACCUGAAGGAAAUUCCGGCACCUCACACGUCGCCUCCUCGCUUAUGUCGCCGGGUCGCCGCGCCUAACGGCGAUGGUGGCUGCGGCGGCGGCGGCGCCGCCGCCGCCGUCUCCGUCCCCGCUACCGCUGCCACGGCGGAGGCAACGGCGGAACCUGACGCGGAGUUCUCCGGCGGCAUCAUGGACCAGAUUACGGCCAAGAUGUUGUGGCGGCUGGCGGGCGAGGCGGUGGCAUCAGCCGCCGACCCGGAACAGCACUGCGGACGUGUACGGUCCCCCGCGGCCGCUGCCACCGUCGCCGCCAGCGGAGGCGGCGGAGGCGGUGGUGCUGAUUCCUAUGGCGGCGGUGGCGGCGGCUGUGCACGUGACCAGCACCGGUUCAGCCACCACUCCACCAUCUGGGAGGAGAGCAGCAUGCACUUUGACUCAUUGCGAAACGUUGCAGAUGAUGCGCUACGACAGGUACGACAUGUAACGAAGGCAGCGGAGCCUCUGGGGGUCAGCUCCGCGCUAGUGACACUGGCGGCGGAGGCGGCAGAGGCCCGCGGCAGUCCGCCGCCGCCGCCGCCGCCGCAGCAGCAGCAGCAGCAGGCGCUGCCGCCCACAGCGACGAUGCGUACGGCGACCCCGUCCUGCCGGGUCAGCCUGCGCUCGCCGCCGAAGAAGGAGGAUGCUGGCUUCGGGGGCCCAGCGGCGGCGGCGGUGGCGGCGGCGGCGACCUCGGACGCGGUUGAGGCAGAUGCAGGUUUCAAGAACCAGGGAGCGGCAGCAGCGGCGGCGGCAACUUCGGAGCGGUGGGCGUCCAGGCGCCGCUGCAUCGACGGUACGACGGGACUCCAUACGCCCUUCUGCGCCAGGGACCCCAGUGGAAGCCAGGAGGAGGACGACGCGGUGGCGGAGGAGCCUUCCUUCGGCAUCGCGCCCCCUCGCACCCGUUUCAGUGCACCGGAGACACCGUCCGUGACUCCCGCCCUGGCUGGCAGCCAGGACCGCAAGGGCCUCGGCCGCCGCAUAUGCGGCAGCGUCAGCGGCUCCUUCGUCUUCAGCCACCGCAGCGCGGGCUCCGACGGCGGGGAAUUCGGGACGUCGUACUGGCGACUGCGACCGUCGCGCCUGGAUGUGGUUAUAAGCCAUGGCACUGAAGAGAUCGCGGCGGUGGCGGCGGCGGAGGCGGAGGCGGAGGCGUCCGGCGACAGCGCUGAGAUUAGCGUUGGCGUCCGUCAAUGUCCCUUUGGUGAGGGCCCCGGUCCGCUGGGGAAAAGCGAUGACGAAGGCGCGCGAGAAGAAAGCGGAACUGAUGGAAAUGAAGAGGGCAGAGGGGUUCAGAGCGGCGGCAGCGGCGGCGGCGGGAGCGACGUCGGCGACAGCAGCGGCGAUCGUGGCGAAGGAAAGACGUCCAGCAAUACCUUAUCCGGGAGUAUAGCCGUAGAUCGUUACGCCGCGCUGACGGCGCACAGCCCCAGUUGGAAGUACACUGCUAUGUACGACAAGCAUGACGCCAUGUUGCUGGCGCGCCUCGCGUCACCGCUGCACCGCCGUAACGGCCACAUGACGGCAUCCUGCGCGGGCGCUGAGUCAGAUGCGGCAUCGACGCCGUCGGUGCGCCGGCGCAAGGGCGCCGCGCCCUUACCAAUGUCGAUGUCGCUUGUGGCGGCGAGGCCAGCCCCGCCCGCUAGCAUUGCGGCCGCCGCCGCCGUCACCGCUGGAAACCCCGUCCCUUCGGCUGUCUCCUCGUCCUGCUCGCCGUACACGGCUGAUGCAGCCGACGUCACCGACGACAGCCAAGGUGAAUCAACCCACCUCAGGGGUAGGCCCAGCGGGCCGGCGGAGGCGAUGACGGUGGAUUCCAACCGCAGUGUACGACGAGGCGGUGGCACAAGCGCUUCUGUGACGCCGUCGCGAGGUGUGCGGAGCAGUAGCGGCGGCGGCGGCGGCGCUGCAUCGCACCUGAGGGAAUACGGGGGGAUGCUCCAAGGCUACGCUCCCGCCGGCGUGCCAUACACGCUGCCGCCGCCACCGCCGUCGCCUUUAAACACCUCCGAUACCAUCGCUGCCCUUAAAGGUCCUCUUCCCCGAUCCACAGUUGCGGCGGCGGCGGCGGCGGCGGCAAACGUCCAUUCCGGGGUCGGGCUUGUGGCCCCGACGCCAGACAUGAGCAUCCGAGGCCGCAUCACGGUGGUUACUCAUGGCGGCGGCGGCGGCGGCGCCGCUGCCGCCGCCGCUGACCGCGAAUACCGGCGUAGCGAUGCCGUUCUUGGGAUUUCGCCGCCAUCUGUUCCGGUCUCCGGCGCGGAUCGCAAACGCCUGCGCGAACCGCCCAAGGUGCAGAGCUCCUUCCACGGUCCCAUUGGUCACCGGCCCAGCACCGACAGUAUCGCGCCGGGCGCGACGGGCAUGGUCGCGCCGUACCGUACGACAUUCGUACGACAUCGUGAUGUAACGGUCUCCAAUGGAAACCACAGCAGCGCCAGCAGCACCAGCUUAUACAGCGAACACGGAAGCGUUGGCGUCGCCGCCGCCGUCGCCGCCUCCGCCUCGGAUUCCGUCCCGAGACGGCGGCGGCCCAAUGGGGGCCAGGAAAGCACGAUAAGCUGGGAGGAAACCCUACAGUGUCUGCGGUACCAGACCAUACAUGGCCUCUCCUACCGGCCCCCGCCUCGCGGAGUUGCACACCGCCCGCCAGGCCCCCCGAAAGGCCCAAGUGCGCUGGCGGCGGAGGGCCACGCGGCUGGCAGCAAUACCGACAUGCCCAGGAACCGUAAAUCUGCCGUGCGCGCGCGCUCGUUGACUGCUUCGAAGUCAAGGAGGUUGUCAUCGUCGUCGUCGGUGUCGCGGCGCAACGCCGCCGGCACCGCUGACGCCGCCGCCGCCACCAUCAUGGGCGCAGCGGCGGCGACGUCAGCGACGUCGGGACUGCCCAAGUUGCUGUCAGUGCUGCGACAUCACCGGAGUAACAAGAUGCGCCCUGUAGCAUGCUCGAUGUCGCCGCCAUCGCCGUCAAUAACACCGGGCCCUGCCAACCGAAAUGCCGCUUCGCGGUUCAGCAUAAAUGCUGUCCUGCCGUACAGCGGGGAUGAUAUCGGCAGCAGCGGGAGGGGCAUAAUGCCGCCGCCGCCGAAGGCGGCUUCCCGGUCCAAGGGCCCUCGGCUCGGCCGCUCGACUGCUGCCGCCGGCGCUGCUGCUACCGUUACUUGUGUUGCCGCCGACGCCGCUGGAGCGGAAGCCACCGCCGGAUUUCGGGGCACGACGGCCUGCAACGUACCGGCAUCACAAACCUCAAAGGACGUUUCGUUGGAUCCGAUCCAGGCAUUCCAGCUAGCGGCGGCAGGUGGCGAGGAGCAGCGCAGGAGGAGUGUCGGCAGCGGGGGCGGCGUCGGCGUCGGCGGCGUCGGCGGCGGUGAAGAUGAUCCACAGUUUCGGCCCAGUCCGGGAGCUGCUGCAAGUACCUCGACAAACCUCAUCGCCGCCGCCAUGCACUAUGCGUCGGCAAGCAGCAACGACGGCCUGAAGCCGCCGCCACCUCCGAAGCCGGCGCCGGCGCCGCCGUCACCCAAGCCGCCGCCGCCCGCCGCCGCCGACGGCGACAGGAGCAGGCGCAGUAACAUGUUCGUGCUUGACGCCGCACGAAGGGGCUGGCGUGCCCGGCUUCGGAGCGCCAUGGAGCAAUACUGGAGAACCGGCAGCCAGCGGGUUCUGGUGCCGUACGGCGCCCCGAGGCUGAAGAAGGUCAAGUCGACGGACGGGCAGGUGGAGCGGUGGCCGUACAUUUGGUCGCCGACGCGGGCGGGGCUGCAGGAGGACGCUUCCGCCGCCGCCGCUUCCGCCGCCGUCGCCCGGAGCAGCACCAGCAGUAGCAGCCUUAAGAGCAGGAGAAGCAACUCGAUCAGGAUAGGCUCCGCUACCGGCGGCCUGACGGCCGCAUUACGGUCGUUCCGGCGGUCGAUGCAGUUGAAGAACCGGCCAACUGGCAGCGAACCUAAUUUGAAGGAAGGGACGCAGGGGCCGCUGGGGACUGAGGCGCCGUCGGAGGGUGGGGGAAAAGAAGGCGGCGGCGGCGGCGGCGGCGGCAGCGCACGCAACGGAGGUGCGGACCGGCCGAGACUGCAGUCCUCAGCCUCCUUACGUGAGCGGUGGCAGCAGCAAUGGGCGCCGCUCGCCAACUCAAUCUUUAGCGACAAUAAGGUGGCGCAUGCGCCGAUUACGUAA
Messenger RNA from Volvox carteri f. nagariensis, 10320 nucleotides. RefSeq lists its product as uncharacterized. The record is from RefSeq and is a predicted model, not a curated record. NCBI's taxonomy places the organism in Eukaryota, Viridiplantae, Chlorophyta, Chlorophyceae, Chlamydomonadales, Volvocaceae. Bases 1 to 10320 code for a protein of 3439 amino acids. The transcript is spliced from 20 exons.